AUGGGUGUAUCUGCCAAAUGCAAAGAUUGGCUCAAGAAAGCGGCUUUGUUCUUUGCUGGACUGGGUCACCUUCAGCCUAUGCUACUGGCAGCUACUAACUCUGACUACUUGCUUGACAGGUUCCUUCUAGAGAAGCGUUGUUCCAGUGAGUAUGUUUCCAGGAUGAUUACCUCACUCAUCUUCAUAGAGAUCUCGGCAACUAUUCUCAUGGGUACUUUUGGGGUGUUGUUGGGGUUAUAUAAAUUCAUACCUGAGGAGAAGGAAGAAGAUUUUAGAGGUUACUUGAGUUGUGUCAUCCAAUGGAUCCUCCUCUUUGGGCAUGCACAGAUAGUCAGAGCUUUUACAUCGGGUGGAGAAAAGGGAGACAUUCAAUGGUUCUACUAUUCUUUGCUAUUUCAACACUUUUUUACUUGUAUCAUAGGUGCAGGUAUUGGAUUUAUAGAUGUGGACAGGGCACUUUGGUACCUCAUGAAUAUUCCUGUAUUACCUGUCAUCAUCUUCUUCUACCAGAUGUGGAUUCACAUGUGGGCUCGUAAGAAAGGUCUGGUUAAUAUAGGGUAUAUGGUAGUUGAGAACCAGAUACGGUUGGGUGUUAUCAAUUCGUGUAUAACAACACUACUAUGGACCAUAGCCUAUUCUGGGUUGCUUGAAGCAGAAGAUGAAGGAGUAACCAUUAAGCUCUCAGAAAACAAAAAGGCAAAAAAUGGAGGCCCUCAUACAUAUCAAGGAAGUACUAUCGGAGGUGGUAGGACCAUUACUGUCACAAGAACUCCUGAACAAUCUAACUUCUUCAAGUACACCCAUGAGAACAGUAGUUGGUGGAGUGAAAAUAUACGAUUCACAGUAAAGGAAGUAAAACAUGGUAAUACUCCACUAAUACUACACCCAUGCAUAAAUGGGCCAGUGGAUGAAGUUGCGGUAUACUAUGAGGGUGCUUGUAGUACGGAAAAUCCCCUCCUAAUUUGCGUAAGAUCUGACAACUCUUAUGGUUAUUACUGCAAGGGAAAUGUCACCUACUGCAAGAGUCUUGGUCACGUCUCCAAUUCUCAUGAUAACUGUUGGUACAGAUACAAGAAUGGAGAUAGACGCAGUAAAAUAGAACCUGAAAGUGGUACUGAUCAAGGACUAGGUAACCUGCUUGAACAACUUAAGUGUAAACCGCACCAACUUACCAGUAAGAACUUCUCUAGUGUUGCUACUGCCGAUCUUCAGAAUCUCCAAUCUGAUCAUAAAAACUAUGACUACCGGAAGAUCUUAUGGGAUCCUUGUACUUGGUAUCCAUCUCCGACUUGUAUGCCACUUAUUAUGCAUGGUUUAGCAGUUGGAGCUAUGGGUUCAAUUUAUCCUCAUUUGGUUCCAAAGACUUUGGUUUCUGCUAAACAUGCUCGUAUAUUUGACAUCCUCAGUAUGUUUUUGGCAGCAAUUGUUCAGAUUUUGAAUCUCAUAUUUUUUGAGUAUAAGAGCCCUGCUUUUGCCAACAGACCUUGGGAAGGUGAAGACAAAUGGUACCUUACUUGGCUUUUUUAUGUACCCUAUCUACUAUCAUUUCUAUUAAUCAUCUUUAACAUUCACUAUCCUGGCUGGAGAAUCUGUUGUUACAUUAGAAGUCACACUUGGUUUGCAUUUCUCAUUAUGCUUUCUGUUAGUUUUAUCAAUGACAUUUUCCUGGCAGUGGGAAGGGGUGGUAUCAUGGACCAGAGAAGUGGUAAUAAGGGAAUUGAUGGUAGGUAUUUGAAGAAUGAUCAUUCUCUCUUUAACAAGAUGGCUCCGUUUAUGGCCCUCUCUUUUAUACCAUUCUGGUUGACGACAUCUCCAAUGAUAAAGAGUUAUGCUCGUAGUGUUGAUCAAUACUUGUCUGAUAAGGAUAGAGAUUCUUGGCCUACUUCACGUUAUGGGUUUUGGAGUCUGUCAGUCAGUCAGUCAUCCAGUAGACUCUUUAAGAGGCUCUUAUGGAGUAUAACGACCAUGGCGACUGGAAGGAGCCUAUACAGUAGAGUAUGUCUGCUCCGCUAG
Molecule: messenger RNA, 2013 nt
Organism: Theileria equi strain WA
Lineage: Eukaryota; Apicomplexa; Aconoidasida; Piroplasmida; Theileriidae
Exons: 1
Coding region: 1-2013 (670 amino acids)
Source: RefSeq, a predicted model, not a curated record